GCAAAGCUCUCGGAGUCUCGGGUUCUUCUUAUAUCGCAAGAAAGGAAAAAAAAAAAAAAGAAAAAAAGAGAGAAAAAACUCACUGCAUCGCCUCCGCCUCUCGCCGCCAUCGCCGCGAUGAAGCUGGACGUCUCCGCCAUGGAGAACAACUUCGCCGCCCACGCCGCCGGCGGCGAGGACGACGGCGGCCUCUUCGGCGCCGGCGCCGACCUGCCCGCCAUGGAGCUCCCCACCUGCCCCGCCGACUUCGACGGGUUCCAGAAGGAGACCAAGGAGAUGCUGAAGCACAAGAAGGGAACGACCACGCUCGCGUUCAUCUUCGACAAGGGCGUCAUCGUCGCCGCCGACUCCCGCGCCAGCAUGGGCGGAUACAUAUCUUCGCAAACUGUGAGGAAAAUUAUUGAAAUAAAUCCGUACAUGCUUGGAACAAUGGCAGGAGGUGCUGCUGAUUGUCAAUUUUGGCAUAGGAACUUGGGCAUCAAGUGCCGACUCCAUGAGCUCGCGAACAAGCGGAGGAUCUCUAUUGCUGGUGCUUCAAAGCUUUUGGCCAACAUCCUGUACUCCUACCGUGGGAUGGGACUGUCAAUUGGUACAAUGAUUGCUGGAUGGGAUGAGAAGGGUCCUGGCUUGUACUAUGUUGAUAGUGAGGGCGCAAGGCUCAUGGGAAGCCGAUUCUCUGUUGGAUCAGGUUCUCUGUAUGCCUAUGGUAUCUUGGACGAGGGUUACCGCUAUGUGAUGCCAGUUGAGGAAGCUGCUGAGUUAGCAAGGCGGGCUAUUUACCAAGCUACAUUCCGUGAUGGGGCAAGUGGUGGUUGUGUUAGCGUUUACCAUGUUGGCCCGAACGGCUGGACGAAGCUUUCUGGAGAUGAUGUUGGGGAGCUGCACUACAAGUACUACCCGGUUGAGGCCACUCCUGUCGAGCAGGAAAUGGCCGAUGCCCCAGCUGCUUAAACCUCCCUCUGCCCAAUCUGGCGCAUGGUAUCCAGGGCUGUGAACUGUAGAAGCGCCCUUGUCUAUGAACUUGUUUGGACAUGUUUCUCUCGUCGAUGUUGAGAGAUCUCUUUUGAGAUCAGCUGAUGUUUCUCAUUAACUUUACGCUACUGCUACCGCAAAUGUGAUUGUAGACUCGUAUAGAUGCUUUUUAUUCAUGUUUCCUUUACAUUGGUA
This is a messenger RNA of Oryza sativa Japonica Group (Japanese rice), 1167 nucleotides long. RefSeq names its product proteasome subunit beta type-5-A. Gene Ontology annotation, cellular component: proteasome core complex. Lineage: Eukaryota; Viridiplantae; Streptophyta; Magnoliopsida; Poales; Poaceae. Gene Ontology annotation, molecular function: threonine-type endopeptidase activity. The record is from RefSeq and is a predicted model, not a curated record.